AUGACUGGGAAACGACCACCAAGCCCGGGUCUUAUACCAAACCCAUUCAUCAAGAAACGAAACCUUGAAUGGUCUCUGGACUCAACAUCGCCUUCAAAAUCAAGACCACCAACAACCGCUGAAAUAGAGUCCGGCUCAGCUACUGUAGAUGACCACCUUUCUCAUUUUAAGAGCCAUCUCUCAAAACGUAUAAUCUCUCCAACGGCAGUGUCGAUAUCUAGAUAUGCGUCACUAUACACCGCAAACGCUGGGAGUCUUCAGGGCGCUCAUUUUGUCAUCCAUCAGCAUGACCAUCCUGUUGCAGGCACCCACUAUGAUCUCCGCCUCCAAAUCAACGAGACGAGUAGUGUUAGUUGGGCCAUUAUGUAUGGACUUCCAGGUGACCCAAACUCUACGCGGUUGAAUAGGAACGCAACCGAGACACGAAUACACUGCCUAUGGAACCACCUUAUAGAAACCGCUUCAAAUUCAACUGGUUCUCUUCUCAUCUGGGACACGGGAACUUAUAGUAUCCUACCGCGAAAAAGUAAACACUCACCAUCCGAAGAUCCAUCGUCACCGCCAUCGUCACCAGCAUCAUCCUCUACAUCAACACCACAAGCCCUUCUACAUGAAGCUUUUCAGGCCCGAAAAAUCCGUAUCCGCUUGCACGGAUCUCGCUUACCUGAAACUUACGUCUUGGACCUUCGCUUGACCAAGCCGGAAGAUAUUGCUUGUAGAGGGAAAAGUGGGAGGACGCCUCGGAAACGAAGAAGUUCCCGCACGCGAACCCAGACACAUCCUGGGGCGAGUGAUGAGGGUGAGAAUGAAUUUGAUGGGAGUGAGGAUGUCCCUGCGAGCGCUGAUGUAGACGCCAACGCAGGAAGCCUCUCGGCCAUGGAGCGUGAGAUACGCGAACUAGAAGACGAAGAGGUACGCAAGACGAAUGCAUAUCCAGGGGCUUCCAAUACCAUCGGCAGCAUACACCAACGACGAUGGUAUGUUUCUUUAGAUCGCCUGGCCUGUGGGUUUUUUGAGAAGCGAACUAAAGGCCGUUCAGUCUGGGAACCAGAGGACUCCACGAGAACGGAGAACCAAGAGCUUGAAAAUGUGUGCUUGUCAUAUCCAUUCUAUGUCCGCGGAUCGGACCAUGAGCGCAGUGUUGUGACAGGACGGCGAGGCGCCGACAUCCUCCAAGAUGAGGGCGUUGAACACUUUGUUCAGCGUAAAGGUUGGAAACCAGUAUUAAACUAA
Fusarium poae is the source of this 1233-nucleotide messenger RNA. RefSeq lists its product as uncharacterized. Bases 1 to 1233 code for a protein of 410 amino acids. NCBI's taxonomy places the organism in Eukaryota, Fungi, Ascomycota, Sordariomycetes, Hypocreales, Nectriaceae. The transcript is spliced from 2 exons. The record is from RefSeq and is a predicted model, not a curated record.